AUGGGAUCAGUUGAGCGAACCGUGCCCCAGAUGAGCUCCCGCAGGACUCACACACUUUCCCGUAUCACAAAUGAAACAAAGGUUCAAAUCUCGAUUUCGCUCGACGGAGGCCCUUUGCUCCCAUUCGAGACAUCUGAGCACUUCACGGAACCCAUAUCAGCAGCCCAGCAAAAGGCUCAUCCAGAUGUCGAAUUUCCUCUUCCCAAAUCACAUCAUGCAACUCAAAUAACUGCUUCCCAGCAAAUCUCCAUUUCAACAGGCAUUGGUUUCCUUGAUCAUAUGCUUCACGCCGUAUCGAAACAUUCCGGCUGGUCCUUGGCUGUUCGAGCAAAGGGAGAUCUUGUCAUAGAUGACCAUCAUACAGCUGAAGAUGUCUUUCUCGGUCUUGGGACUGCUUUCAAUGCUGCUCUGGGCAAACGAGUUGGCAUCGUACGGUUUGGCAGAGGCGAUGCUCCUCUCGAUGAGGCCUUAUCUUGGGCUGUCAUUGAUCUAUCCAACCGGCCAUACAGUGUAAUCGACUUUGGCUUCACAAGGGAGAAAAUUGGUGACCUCAGCACCGAGAUGCUGACCCAUGGACUGGAAAGCUUUGCUCAAGCAGCAAGCGUCACCCUGCACGUCAAGACUGUCUACGGGCACAACAACCAUCACAGAGCGGAAAGUGCUUUCAAAGCUCUUGCGGUGGCGAUCAGACAAGCCUGUGAGAGAAGGGCAGAGGGUAGCGUGGGAAGUGGAGAUGUUACGAGCACUAAAGGGGUUCUAGGUUCCAAUGUCAACAACUAG
Molecule: messenger RNA, 780 nt
Organism: Exophiala bonariae
Lineage: Eukaryota; Fungi; Ascomycota; Eurotiomycetes; Chaetothyriales; Herpotrichiellaceae
Exons: 1
Coding region: 1-780 (259 amino acids)
Biological process (GO): L-histidine biosynthetic process
Molecular function (GO): imidazoleglycerol-phosphate dehydratase activity
Source: RefSeq, a predicted model, not a curated record